AUGAUUUAAUAUAGGAUCUUCCCUUAUAAUGUCUCCUUUCAGGCCUUGUGCUCUGUUUAAUUGUAUCUCAUUACUGGUUUAGUUAGACAUGGGGAUGGUUUUCUUUGCUUUGCUAACAAAGCGUUGUCACAUCUGCAAAGUGUCACACUGUGGUCGCUCAAAACCAGGUUUUGGGGCCUUCUGUUUAGCCACAGUUUGGCCUAGGCCCCUUGAAAAUGGCCAAGACUGGCAACAACACUUGCAAAAAAACUCUACUCCCCUCUUCAGAGCUCACUCCAAAUCACUAGCUGGUAUGGAGUUGCAAAGACAUUUUCACUAUGUACAGAUCAUUCUGGAUUACAAUUUGUUAAGUGUCCCUAUGAAGCACUGGAUACUGCCACUGGUAGAGACUGGGUAUGUGACUAGCAGACCCCUUGUAUCAGCAGUAAGCCAUCCUCCCUGUGCAUUGAACCCCACUUUCCCAGGAGAGGGUCAGGACUGCUGGCACCAUGCUGCUAAAGAGGUCAAGAUUUGUAUUUCAGGCCCCGGUGACAUUCGAGGACGUUGCAGUCUAUUUCUCGCCAGAAGAAUGGAAAGAGCUGGUCGAAUGGCAGAAGGAGCUGUACUGGGACGUGAUGAAGGAGAACUACGAGCUGGUCACUUCAUUAGUAGAUGAUGGGCUGACAAAUGAAAGCCUGGAGGAAAAGAGUCGGGAGGAGGAGGUGGAAAGCUUGCCCAUCCAGCCCUUCCUUGCAAAGCUCAAGGAGAAGGUGCCCCAGAGCCCAGCAAAGACGAAAUCCUGCCCAAACCCUAGCAAACUGCAGGCCACACCGAGAGGCUCUGCAUGCACCCCACCAGAGAGACCCCUGAGCAGUCUGGCUCCGCAAAAGUCCCCAGGGGCAGAGAGACCCCCCGGCCCGCCGGAGCGCGAGAGGAGCUUCCUGGAGAGACACGAGCUGCUGAUGCGGCCCCGGAGCCGCAAGCGGGAGAGGCCGUUCCCCUGCAGCGAGUGCGGGAAGUGCUUCUCCCAGAAGGGCGACCUGAAGAUCCACCUGCGCAUCCACACAGGCGAGAGGCCGUACGCCUGCCCCGAGUGCGAGAAGCGCUUCACGCAGUGCGGCUACCUGAAGAUCCACCUGCGGCUGCACACGGGGGAGAAGCCCUUCCCUUGCGGCGACUGCGGGAAACGCUUCCCAUCCAAGGGCGACCUCAAGAUGCACCAGCGCAAGCACACGGGCGAACGCCCCUUUCUGUGCAGCGAGUGUAAGAAGAGCUUCACCCGCAAAGUGGACCUCAAGGUGCACCUGCGGAAGCACACGGGCGAGCGUCCCUUCACGUGCCCGGAGUGCGCGAAGAGCUUCACCUCCAAGGGCUACCUUAAGAUCCACCUGGGGCAGCACAAGGGCCGGCGCCCAUUUGCCUGCCUGGAGUGCGAGAAGAGCUUCAUCUCCAAGGGCUCGCUGAAGAUCCACCAGCGCGUCCACACGGGCGAGACGCCCUUCACGUGCCCCGACUGCGGGAAGAGCUUCACCACCAAAGGGUACCUCAAGAUCCACCAGCGGCUGCACACGGGGGAGACGCCGUACCCCUGCGGUCAGUGCGGGAAGAGCUUCUCCACCAAGGGCUACCUCAAGAUCCACCAGAAGAUCCACGCCGAAGGCGCGCCUUUUGCCUGCGACACCUGCGGGAAGAGCUUCGCCACCACGCGGUACCUCAAGAUGCACCAGCGCAGCCACACCGGGGAGAAGCCCUUCACCUGCCCCGAGUGCGGGGAGAGCUUUGCCCAGAAGGACUACCUCCGCAUCCACCAGCGCACGCACAAGGGAGAGGGGCUCUUCACGUGCCCCGACUGCGGGAAGAGCUUCACGGCCAAGUAUCUGCAGAUCCACCAGCGCAUGCACACCGGGGAGCGGCCGUACGCGUGCGCGGACUGCGGGAAGCGCUUCACGGCCGAGGGCUCCCUCAAAGUCCACCGGAAGAUCCACACCCGGGUGUCGCGGAGCAUCUGCGGGGACUGCGGGAAGAGCUUCUCUUCCCUGCGCUAUCUCAAGGUGCACCAGCAGAUCCACGCCCGGGACCUGGUGCAGCUGUCCGUGGGGAGCAGAGAGGCCUCGCCGCCGGCUUACAUCCCACCAAAACCCCCCCGGGAAAUGAUUGCCUUCACCUGCACCGUCUGCGAGAAGAGCUUCUGCCAGAAGUCGAAUUUGCUGACGCACCAGAAGACCCACGCCGAGGAGAGGCCGGCUGCGAUGCACAAGCCCGGCUUCCCUCCCCCGGCUUCUGCGGAGCUGUGCCCCGGGAGCCUGCCCCAGGACGGGCUAAGAACAGGGGCCAGUCACCUGGACCCCAGUCCCUGCCCCCUCCCCUUGGAUUUGAAACCCAGCUUCCCAUUUUCUCCGCAGACCCCGCCUCUUUCCCCUGGGAUAAAUCUAGCUGUCUCUUGAACUCGCCUUGCCACCUGCUUAUGCCCAGCGACCUCUUCUGCGUGAUUACGACCUCCCUUUGCAUGACGUAGCUCUGCCCAGGUUCCUCCGUUCACUUCCACUCCCUGGUGCUCCCGUGCGGUACCGUGUCCGAGGUAGGGAUCAUGCCCUGGUGGAGCGAGCCCCAGUUUUGCACGCUGUCUCAGGCCUUACAGACUUGCUCGUUGUUCGUUUUUCAUCCAUAACGCCUGCUCUGCCUUUUCUGCAGCAGCUUCGCACCAAGCCAGUGGUUGCUGUGAUUUUAACCCCCAGGCUACGACUCAGUGCACUGCGUUGUUAACGCUGUUUAGCACAGGUCCCCUAUGCUGCUUGCUUGUUUGCACACUCAUUUCGUCGCACAGUGCGUUCCCAACCAGCCAGCCCAAACGUCCAGCUGAUCCUCCUCCUUCCCUGCUUCCUUCUGUUAUUCCCUGUCAUCUGCUCCGACUCCAGCUUAGCCUCACAUACAUCCUUGGAAAUCAUGGCCAGUUCACAGCCUGCUGGCUUCACUGGAGUGGUACCAGGGAUGAAUUUGGACCUUCCCUUUCAAUAACUUCCAAGCCAUUGAGCGCACUGGCCCUGGGGCAACUGCACUCCUCAUCUUUCUGUUUCUCCACGUUGACUUCUGUUGUAUCUGUAGUAAGUAUUAGAAACGGUUUGCUUGAAACCCACACUGAAUAUAACCACAAGCAAACUGCACGAGACAGGAACUGUUGCUAGGUGCGGCUAGAAGUGUAAUUGCAGACCUCACCACAGACGCAUACAAGAAACAAAAAGCGUCCACCCUGCUUCAG
Alligator sinensis (Chinese alligator) is the source of this 3235-nucleotide messenger RNA. RefSeq names its product gastrula zinc finger protein XlCGF57.1-like. Lineage: Eukaryota; Metazoa; Chordata; Crocodylia; Alligatoridae. Gene Ontology annotation, molecular function: DNA-binding transcription factor activity; RNA polymerase II cis-regulatory region sequence-specific DNA binding. The transcript is spliced from 2 exons. Gene Ontology annotation, biological process: regulation of transcription by RNA polymerase II. Bases 489 to 2423 code for a protein of 644 amino acids. The record is from RefSeq and is a predicted model, not a curated record.